GCUUCUUAGCUCUCACAUAUGUUUAUGAUAACGCAACUCAUGGUAAUGCAGUUGCCCCCUUGCUAUUCGCGCAGUAAUUACCAGUCAGCGUCGGCACUAUAAACGGCUUAUUGAAUACCUGUUAAGCAGAUAACUUCCUUCUGCAUUUUCAUGCUCCAUGCGCAAGCUAUGAGAAAGACCAAAGUCGCCACGCACGCACUGGCGCUGGCGCCGGCAGCCUCAGCUGAUAUCUGGGUGUCUUAAACGAUCUGCGUGUGCCUCACUGGUCUUAUAUGGAGCUUACCCGAGCUGGCUUCGGGUUUGCACGACGACAGGAGGAUGACCACCGCGACCCGGGUCGGUCCCGCGGGGGCUACGUGGCAAAAAGCAACAAAGCAGUAUGCCGAUGAUCUUAUCUCGCGCACGGAAGAGCCUUCUAUACUGCCACUUAUCCAUGAGGCUGCUGGCAGCAUCCGCACACAGCGUGUCCUUGGCGCUCUCAUCUUGGAUGACACCCAGCAAGGCAGCAGCAGCCGCACCGGCGCGGGCCCACCAGCAGCUUGCAGUGGCUAUUUUUCCUCUAACGCAGCCGACUGUGCCGCCGACGACCUGAGUGACAGAAUGCAGCUGCUGCACUCCGUGGGCUGGCUGCCCGACUGUGCCGGCGUGUCGCGCCCACGCGAACUGUCAUGUCAACCUGUUCCCGGGAAAUUAUCGGGUGCGCAGCCUGGCCGGAUGGGAAAGGCUCUGCCGGCGUCGCAACAGCUGCCGAAAGCCGGGCAGAAUCGCGCAACCGCGUCCUCCGUCAGCAGCGUCCCAAGUGCCGCCGCCCGGGUGAGCGGCGGAGUGCGGGCCAGGCAGCUCAAGCACUCGGGUGCCCUGGUACCCAGCGGCACCAGCGCAGAAGGCGCCGGGAACAACCCCACCAGCGGCGGUCACAGCCAAGGCAGACUGCGAAUCUACGCAGCUGCCAUUGCCGCCGCUGCAGAAGCAGCUGCUGUCGCGGCGGCUGCCAGCUGCGCUCCUGACGACAGCCGCGGCAGCGGCAGUUCGCGCCUGAUGAAGGGCACGGCGGCGGCAGGUGCGUUGCUGAGCGCACCUGUCAAUGGCCAUGAUGACGUCAGGUCCAACGCCAAGGACACGCAACUCAGCCACGACGACGACACCGGCAGCGCGCCGGUGUUUGCGAUGGCGCAUGUGAUGGGGCAGGCGGCGGCUUUGAACCCCCGCACGGCUCUGGCGGCGCCCGCCGCCGACGGCGUCGACGCCUUCGCGGCGGACGCGGCCUUGGCAGACGACAGCGCUGCAGCAGUGCGGGAAGCCGGCGCCGCGGCGGCAGCGGCGAGUGACAACAGCAGUAGCACGUGGCUGUGCUGGCGCAGCGGCAGCGGACAGGACAGCGGCUGUGACGACGACGUGUUAAGCUGCAGCGUGACCUGUUGGCAUGCGGCCUCGCCGUGCGCCCAGCCGCCGGUGCCCUCCAGCGGCGCCGCCGCCGCCGCUGGUGCGGUACGGGAGGCGGGUCCGAUGCAGUAUGCGUACAAUUGCGGCGGCGAAGACGACAAAGCCUAUCAGUACGAGUACGAGGUUUGGGGUGGCCGCAAUGCUGGCGCUUACUGUCAAGUCGCCAGCGAGACCGACAACGGCGUGUUGUUUUGGAUCAGCCCGGAAUCCACUCACCAGCUUGCGCCCGCCGGCAGACCUCAGGGCGGCAAUGCCACCGGCGGCAACGGCGGCGGCGGAGGCGGCCGCAUCCCGCCGCCGUCUUCGCCCUGUGACCUCGCCGCUUGGGCUGCUGCGGCGCGGGCCGACGCCUCCGCCGUUGCGGGCGGCGCCGCUGCGGCCAUGCUUGCAGGCAAGGGUGCGGGCGGCCGCGCCGGCGGCAGCAGCGGCAACAUGUGGGUCGAGCCGUUGGACGUGUGUUACAUGAUGCGCGCGCUGGAGCCGUGGGUGUGCGCAACGCCCGGCGGCGUGCUGGUUGCGCCGGCCGACUCCGCCCCCCACGAGCCGUACUGCGCCUACCCGUACGGGCAGCAGCAGCAGCAGCCGCCGCCGCCGCCGCCGCACGUUUCUCCGUUGCGACUUGGCAACGGCGGCAUGUGCGGCGGCGGCGGCGGCGGCGGCGGCGGUGACGGCGGCCAUGUUGACAGCUAUGGACUGAGUGCUGCUGACGGCAUGGGCGGAGGCGGCGGAGGCGUGCGGACUGCUGUCACGGUUAUGAUUCUGGGCGAGGAGGCGGCCGGCGCUGGCGAGGAGGCGGAGACGGAGGCGGAGGCGGACCUGUAUGUGCAUGUCUUGGGAGACAGUCAGACGGGCAACUGCGUCGGCGGCGCCGGCAUCGGCUGCGGCUGCGGCUGUGCUGCCGGCGUCGGUGUAAUGGACUUGCUGAUGGCGCCGGUCGGCGGCGUCAGUGCCGGCAACGUGGGAGUUGUCAGCGGCGCCAGCGAGAUCAUCAGCAGCAGUGCGUCACGGCGCGGAUUCGCCUGGACUGAGCUCUUCGGGUGCACGUCGUCUAAUGGCGGCGGCGCGGCGGCGGCGGCGCCGCCGCUGCAGUCGGCGCCACCGACUGCCGCCGGCAGCCCGGCUGCCGCGGUAACCGGGGCGGCGGCCGCAGCGGCGGACGAGCGAUGCCCGGAUGCCGCCGGUGUCGCCGCUGAGGAGGAGGGAAGCGAGUUCGGCGGCGCCGCUGCUGCCGGCAUUGUUGCGAUCGAUGGGGCUAGCGAGGGUGCCCGCGCCGCGCUGGUGGCCGCAGCGCGCGGUGGCAAGGUGAUGCAAGUCCAGCCGGUUGACAUCCUGCGCCUGACCCUGCGCUCCAACGGGCCCUCCACGUCCUCGGCAGCGAACUACAGCGGGGGCGUUUUUACGGCUGAGACUGAGACUGCGACUGCGACCUCAGCGGCAGCGGCAGCAGCGGUAGUCCCCGUGGUGCCGUUAGCGGCCCGCAGGCCGCCACAGCCCCUACAGGCCACUGCAGCGGCUGCGCCCCCGCCUCCGCCACCGCCGCCGCCGCCCGCGCUAUGCGGCCCGGGUGUGUCGGUGACGGACGCGGCGGCUCUCGCGGGCUCUGCGGACCGCCUCGGGCUGGCCAUGGACGUGCACCAGUUCUAUGAAGAAGAGCCCAGACACGGCUGCCGCGAUUCCGGCGGCGGCGGCAGCGGCGGCGUUGACAGCGGCGGCUGCCAAGCGCGUGGUGCGCUGGCGGUAGCUGCUGUGGCGGCCGCUAUGCCGCCAACACAGCAGCUACAGCAGCUACAGUCGGAGCCGCUGACGCCUCAGCCGCUGACGCCAAGGCCGCAGGGCAGCAACUGCGUGAUGUCUGUUGGCGCAGUGGUGGCGGCGGCCGCGCAGCCGGCGGUACAUGGUGCUGCGCCGCGGGCGGCGCCGCCCUCCGCCUUGGGCACUCUGAAAGCCGAGGAUGACGACGACGAUGCCGGCGGCAGCAGUGCCGCCGCCGCCGCUGAGCCGCCGCCGCUUGACGGCAAUGGGUGGUGCCAGCGGCCGCGGCGGGAAGUCCGUGCCGUGUCGCCGGCUGGCGGGAGUGCCGCACCCAUGUCCGCCUCAGCCAUUGCCUCGGCCGCGGCCGGCGCCGGCGCCUCUGGGCCUACGGCCUUGGCUUUACCGCCGCGCUCGAGUUCCGCCGUCGAGUCCGCCAGGCCCGGUGGCACCGCAGGUGCAGGAUGGGGCAGAUGGAGCAGAGGCGGCGGCGGUGGCGGCGGCGGCGGCUCCGCCAAGGGGCGGUCGUCGACCGCUUUGACGUUUGGCCGGAAGCUGCAGGAGGGCUUGGAGGCUGCGCUUGUGAAGCUCGGUGCGGUGGGCAGCCGGCGACGCUUGUCUGGUGACGUCGGCGGCACGCGGGAUGGGACCAGCAGCGCCGCUGCCAGGCGCGUGUAGGGCAGCGCGUAGCGGGGGGGGGGGGGGUUGUAAGCUGUGCCUUGCGUCAAAGGGGGCGGUGGGCAAAGAUGAGGGGUCAAGUGUGGCAGUCCAGACUGUGUUCGGCGGUGCAUGCAGUGAAUGUGGCAUUGCUAAUGCUUGUCCUCGAGCGGAUCGAGUUACAAGCUAGUACGCGUAGUGACAACGAAAUAACCUAGUCAUGACAUGAUAAGAAGGGUGUUCCCGUCCAGACCGCUCACUCCUUCUGUGAUUGUUGGCGAUGUCUGUGAUAAUGUCGUGGAAAGGGUAAUUGUUAGGUUGUCGUGUCGUUCAAUGACUCUGCCUUCGCACAUGUCUGGCCCGCGUUAGUUGGUUUCUGGGCUGCUUUCACAGCAAGAUGCAUGUCGGUAGGCAAGGCACACACACAUAAUACCAUGAUAAUGUUUAUGUAUAUGGCAACAGGGCAAAGAUGUCAACCACGACAACUAUAUGUAUGGGGCGCAUUGAAUGAUUGGGCAUUGAAUGGAUAUGGCAUAUGGCAAACAACACGAGCACCAAUGGCUCUUCUUUUGAAAGGCCACCAAGUGGGAAGCGCAUGUAUGGGUUUUGGGGAAACCUCAUCACCCUUCUUUGUUUAGGACGUAUCUGCAGCCUGGUCAUGGCGGUUGGCAACAGCCGGGUGGUAGGCUUCCGGGGCCGUGCGCCGCGUGCUGGCUUGGCGGCUGCGUUGCAUGAUGGUUCAUGCCACUGGCAGCCUAGUGCAGUAGGCUAUCGGGGGUUGGGGGCGGGGGGAAGGGGGGAGUUUACUCCAAUCCCAACGAGUAAACAGCAUUGGUGUUGGCGUUGAAUACCUCAAAAGAAGAGAAGAUUCACACCAAAACUGCCUGAAGACGGAUGCUAUGCGAAUGGGACUCCGUAGUACGGUAAUGCGGUUGGGGGCUGGGGGCUGGGGCCACUGCAUGCAUUUUGCACUUAAACGCAUGGGAGGUGCCGUAAUACCGGUAGGCUGGAGGUGCAAAUGGUCGGAUUGCGGUGAAGUGGAGGUGUGAAACGAGAAGGGCUGUGAGCAUGCGGGGUUGUGCGUGUGAGAGCAUCCUAGGAUUCCUAGCUACGUGAGACUGUGCUUUUCCCGGGGCGCUGCUUGCAAACCUCCUGCCAGCUUGCGGCACGUUGCUGCUGGGAGUCGUGCUGCGUGUGGGUUGUGUGCGAGCGAGGCGUUGAUUCAGCUGGAUCCCUUGCUAACUCAGGAUAUGGCGUAGCAUUUGAGCGAGCAUCGCUCAGCGAGGUUUCAAUUAUGCACGUGCAUACACGGAGGGUAAAAGCGUGGCACAUUCCAACAGCCCUAGUAGAAAUGGUAGGGUCACUUUGCAGUCUUCUGCAAGGUCAGAGGCCCGAAGCACUGCUUAAUCUAUGAAGUAGCAAAUUAUUGUGUUUGUCGUAGACAAGUAGGCCUGGGGCGCGGCAAACCGCCACGUUGGCGUCUGUGUGCGGCGGCCCGCAGGGCGGGAAGCUGUUGGGGGCAGGAUGAAGCUGUGAGCACCCGGCUCCAGCCGCGCAUGGAGAGUGUGAGAGAGGUGGACCCGCCGGAACCGGUGCUAUCACUGCUGGCGAAACGUGCAGUCGUACGUAAUCCCACAGAGGGUGCUGAGACAGGAGCCGUCACCCGCCGUCACGGCAUGCCGCCACUCGACAGUGUUGCCGUCGUGCGUGGUACCCUGCGUAGCACGGAACACGUAUGGGCUGGCGCCGGCCUCCGGGAAAGGUUGUCUUAGUGUGAUGCGCCUUUGAGCGCGCUCAGGUGGAGUCUUCUGGACCUCGCUUGAUGAGUUUAUGCGAUGAAUCUCACGUCAGACACGUGCAGGGGUGUGCAGGGGACGGCAGGGGUUUGCUCCCCUGCACUGUCAGACUGUGUAUGUCACGGACGCGUGUGUGUGCGUGCGUGUGUGCGUGCGUACGUGCGUACGUGCGUGCGUGUGUGUAUGUGUGUGUGUGUGUGUGUGUGUUAGUGUGCUUCUGUGCUAGUGUGCUUGUGUGCUAGUGUGUUUGUGGUGUGUGUAUGUAGCGCUGCCUCGCUGCCCUGAACCAACGCCUGUCCGCCUCCAUGGAGGUGUGCAGAUAGGGAUGGGGGCAGGAGGCGUGGGCGGAGUGCGCGGAGGACAAGGCUACUUGAGCCUUCUGAGCGUUGCCGGUUAGGGGCACGGACCCAAAAGUUUCUAAUGUAAGUUUGAUCCAUG
This is a messenger RNA of Chlamydomonas reinhardtii, 6083 nucleotides long. RefSeq lists its product as uncharacterized. The transcript is spliced from 3 exons. Lineage: Eukaryota; Viridiplantae; Chlorophyta; Chlorophyceae; Chlamydomonadales; Chlamydomonadaceae. Bases 319 to 3870 code for a protein of 1183 amino acids. The record is from RefSeq and is a predicted model, not a curated record.